UCCGUUUCCGCCGCCGCCGCCGCCUGGUUCUCCCGGUCGUGGCCGCGUCGUGUUUCGCGUUUCUGCAUCAUGUCGGGUGGCUUACUGAAGGCGCUGCGCAGCGACUCCUACGUGGAACUCAGCGAGUACCGGGACCAGCACUUCCGGGGUGACAAUGAAGAACAAGAAAAGUUACUGAAGAAAAGCUGUACAUUGUAUGUUGGAAAUCUUUCCUUUUACACAACUGAAGAACAGAUUUAUGAACUCUUCAGCAAAAGUGGUGAUAUAAAGAAGAUCAUCAUGGGUCUGGAUAAAAUGAAGAAAACAGCAUGUGGGUUCUGUUUUGUGGAAUACUAUUCAAGAGCAGAUGCAGAGAACGCAAUGCGAUACAUAAACGGAACUCGUCUGGAUGACCGGAUCAUACGGACAGAUUGGGAUGCAGGCUUUAAAGAGGGCAGGCAGUAUGGACGUGGACGGUCUGGGGGUCAGGUUCGGGAUGAGUAUCGGGACGACUACGAUGCUGGAAGAGGUGGCUAUGGAAAACUGGCACAAAAACAGUGAGUGGGGCGUGCCCCAAGUACACAGCUCACAGUACAUCAACACAGUUGAUGAUGCUGGAGGACGUUACCCAAGGUCUCAUUGUACUGGAAGCCACUUCUGGUUUUCCUCUGAAAUAUUAAAAGACAGAAUCCAGAGAAUGCCUUUAAGUCUAGUCUUAUUAGGAUGAUUUUCUGUUAUUAGGUAAAAAAAUUAUAUACCUGGGCAACAGACACAAUCUGUGCUGAUUAAACUGUCAGCUGGAUACCACACUUUUAGGGAGACUGGUCAAAAUGUCAGAAUUGACUUUACAAGUAGGUUGGUAAUCUUCAUGGGGGACUGAGAUGAUUUUCUACAUCUUAAGUUUUCAUGUUAAUCACUGAGGUUUUGCUACAGUCUAUAUACCUUUGCUCUAAAUUAGGAACAGGUGUUUGUCAACUGGAUUUGCUUUUUAUGUUUCAGUAUAGUUGGCACAAAAGUCAGCCUUAAUAGGGCCUGAGGAUGCCACCUGCUUCUGUGCUUUAUGCGUCAGGAUACUAUCAGGACUUUAUCAGUGUUCACUAAACACAUUUCUCAAAAGAUGCAAAUGUUUCACUGAAAGUUUAAAACAAAACGAAAACAAGGACUCUGUUAUACAGAGAGCCUCCAGUAUCCUAAGUAGGGAGGACACCAUCAGUAGGGGAUGGAAUGAAAACUCAACCACUGCCUUGAUAUGGAAGCUGAGGUUGGAACCAUUAAAUUAUUUCUUCCCAUUUCAAAAGGACCUUAGAAUAGAGUGAGCUUUAGAAAAGGGCUUCACCCAGGCCUGUAAUCCCUGUUACUUGGGAGGCUGAAACAAGAGGAUCAAAAGUUCAGUGCCAGCCUGGGGAUCUUGUGAAUUUGCCUCAAAAUAGAAACAUAAAGGGGCUAGGGAAGGUAAGGGUCACAGCCGUUGAGAACUUCCUCAUUAUGUGAAUGCUCCUGGCUUUAAUCCUUGGGAUUAAACAAUAAGAGUCUGAAAAUUGGGAGAGUAUUUAACAACAGAAAGCCUCCUCUAGGAAUGUCUGUUAUAAGUGAUACAAAUAUUUUCGUCUUUUUUCCCUGAACUUGUUUACUGAGGUCCAUGUAUUAAUAGUAAGCUAGAGGUCCGUCUCUACCGGAGUCUAGAGAUCUUUUUUUUUUUUUUUUCAUUUUCUUUGUAUUAUAUGUAACUUUUUUGAUACAAGAGAAGGAAAUCCUCAUGUUACUUUGUUACUAAAGCGUCUUCUAAUUCUCACCAGUUUUCCCUGGUUGGGGCAGAGCAUCUUUGAUGCUGUAUUAAGUGUGGUUCUCUUGAAGCUGUAACAACUAUAAUGCUUAGGAAGCCCACGUGCAAGCACCCAGUGAGGAGACACUUAAGUUUUAAAAUAAAGCCUUUUAUACUGUACUUCAACUGUUUAUCAUACAUUCUUUUGUAGUAAAAUAUAAGUCAGUGGGAAUUUUGUCUUCUGUAACAAGUUUAAAUAAAGUUAGACCAACUAGUA
Messenger RNA from Grammomys surdaster, 2018 nucleotides. RefSeq names its product nuclear cap binding protein subunit 2 (gene Ncbp2). The record is from RefSeq and is a predicted model, not a curated record. Gene Ontology annotation, cellular component: nuclear cap binding complex. Gene Ontology annotation, molecular function: RNA cap binding. The transcript has 4 exons. Gene Ontology annotation, biological process: mRNA cis splicing, via spliceosome. The coding region runs from base 70 to 540 and encodes 156 amino acids. Lineage: Eukaryota; Metazoa; Chordata; Mammalia; Rodentia; Muridae.